AUGUGGUUUGGCAAGAGCUGUAGAAACACAACCGAAGCAGUCAAAGUCCCAUUGUACUUCAAAAGCCAUGACCGGCAGGCAGUCGAUGCUGGUUUCGUGGAGACCAUCCGGCAACUGUUGGGCACAGACAACAAUGCCCGAAAUGUGGCCGAGCAGCGCUAUGAUUCAGCAAAAAGGACAGAGCCAGUGCAGCUGGUGGCAUCACUUGUUCAGGUUCUGCUCAAGAGCGACAUUGAAGUGCCAGUGCGGGAACAAUGUGCAGUGCUCUUGCGGCAGUGUUGUGGCAAGGUGAAAGAUGCUGAUUCCACAUGGCAGAAGCUGGGGACACACCAGGCGCAGCUGCGAGGGCAGUUGCUUCAGAUCCUGGAGGCCGAAGCAGUGCCGCAGGUCAGGAGAAAGGUGUCUGAUUGCAUCCAAAGCUUGGCUAACCAAAUCGUUGACAUCGAAGAUGACCAACGUCCGCAGAACCUCCAGGAGUGGCCUGAGCUGAUGCCCACUCUUUUCCGCAUCAUUUGCGAUACCAGCCAGGACAGCAACCUUCGAGCUGAUUGCUUGUGGAUUGUCAAGGAGCUGACGUGUUCCGUGUGGCAGAUGCUUUUGGCCAAUCCCACGCAGACCUACCAGGUGCUGCAAACAUGCUUGGCAGAUCCUGCGCUGGCUGUGAAGGCCGAAGCUGCAGCUUUGCUGUGCUCCUUUGUGGACAGUAUUUCAAGCAGAGAGGGACGAAAGCCUUUCCAGCAGUUGAUCCCGGAUGUUACAACUGUCAUGGCGCAGCUUGCUAGCGACCCUGAGCCAAAGCAUCUCAACACGGUGCUGCAAGCCUUCCAGUCUACGACCGAGACGGCGGAUUUCUUCAAGCAGCACAUUGCGACACAUUUGAUGCCAGUGCUGUGUGGCAUUGCAAAGUCGCACCAAGAUAUGGCUGCAAGGAAGUAUGCAUUUGAGGUGAUUGUGUCCUUCAUGGAGAGCAAGCCUAAAAUGAUGCUCAAGGUGCCCCACUAUAUCGAACAGGCUCUGGAUCUUUGUGUCCACUUCAUGAUGCAGCUUGAGGACGACAUCUCUGGUUGGAUGCAAGAGGAUGAUGAGGAUGGCGAAGAUGAGGAGCUUUUCAGUGUUGGCAAAGAGGCAGUGGAUCGUAUCAGUCGAUGUGCGGUCAAGGUGGAAGCAUUUCCAUUCUUGCUGGAGGGCUUGAAACAGGCAGUGACCAAGCUUUUUCAAACCGGAGAAUGGAAGCAGGUUGUUGCAGGGAUUUCCACGCUUGCCAUGAUCGCUGAAUAUGUGGACGACGAGGCCACGGUGUCCCAGAUGACGAAUGGCAUCAAGAUACAGUUGGGGGCAAGCAAUGCGCGUGUACGGUAUGCUGCUUGGGGUGGCAUGGCACAAUUUUCCGAGGACCAUGCUGAUGUUGUCAGCUCUGAGGCCUUCACUUCUCAGUUGCUGCCAGAGUUUCUCAAAGGUCUUGAUGAUUCUUGCCCCAGAGUCAGCCUUCGAUGCAUGGAGGCCUUCCAGCAUUAUGGUGAGGCUUUGGAGCGAGAGGAUCUGGAGCCUUUCAUCCAACCCUUGAUGGAAAAGCUGGGUGCCAAGCUCCAGAGUCAGGACAUCAAGGUGCAGAAGAAGGCGAUCACCUUCAUCGCCGUCAUCGCCGGACAGGUAGAUGAUGCCUUCGCUCCCUAUUACGGCCACUUGAUGCCGGUGCUGAAGCAGGUGAUCCAGAAUACAUUGCACAAGACAGAGGAACGGCAGCUUUUGGGCAAGUGCUUUGAGUGCAUCUCUUUGUUGGCCCGGGCCGUUGGGCGCAGUGGCUUCAAAGCCGAUGCUGAGCAGAUCAUGCAGGCCAUGAUUGAAGCAACGAAGGUGCCAAACUUGCCGAUGAGCGAUCCUGUGAAGGAGUACAUGAUGGCGGCCUCUGAGCGCAUUUGUUCCACGCUGAAAGAAGACUUCCUUCCCUUCGUCAGUCACAUCUUGCCCGGUGUUUUGGAGAAGUUCACGCUGGCCCCAAGGGAGUUCACACCCGGGAACAAUGACAUUGACGAUGACGAUGAAGUCAACCUGACCUUGCUGCGUGAGAAUGGCCAGGUGAAGGUAAUGAUCAUGUACUCCUCAGAGAUUCAGGAUCUCAAAGGGGCCCUGGAAUGUGUGCACACGUUUGUGGAAGAGCUAGCUGCUGCGUAUGCACCUUUUGUGACCCAAACUGCACAGGCACUACUUCCAGUCUUCGACUUCACCAUGGAGGAUGGCAUAAGGGACCUGGCCUUUGAAACCUGGGGCCAGCUCUGCCGCAGUGCUCGCCAGGGUGGACAGGUACAGAUCGUGAGUGAGCUUGUGAUGGAGUUCCUCAAGAGGGUCCUGCCCAAAUUUGAGGCUGCCAAGGUGGACAUCAGCGAGCUGAAGACCAGCGCUGAGGGGGUCACUAGCUGCCUCAAGGAAGCUGGUCCAAAUAUCCUGCAUGCCGAACAGCUGCGACAUAUUUGUCGUACCACUCUGGCAGUGAUGGCAGAAUCUUUCAAGCGUCGGGAAGAGGCUGCAAAAGGCCGACCGAAUGGGCUGUCCCAACAUGACGAGGAUGGCGACGAACAUCAUGAUGAUGACGAUGAAGAGGAAGAUGAACAGGCUAUGCGAAUAGCCCUGUGUGAAGUUGCGGGCUCCUUGAUGCAGCACCAUGCUGACAUGUUCGUAGCAGAGAGCUUUCCAGACUACCUCAACCUUGUUGUUCAGUGGUUACAGCCACAGGCUCCAAAGGAUGAUCGAAAACUUGCAUUGUUCGUGAUGUGCGAUUUCCUCGAGUACUUAGGGAAGAGAGCGACACCUCAGUGGCCUCAAUUUCUACCGAAGCUCAUCGAGGACAUCCACAAUCCAGAUGCAGAGCUGAGACAACCUGCGUGCUUCGGGGUCUACUUGGCUGCAAAGGUCCCUGAAUUCGCCCCUUUGGCGUUGGAUACUGCCAAGAGACUCUCUGAGGUAGUCACACAGUCACGGCAGAGGAGCAAAAAGAAGUCGGAAAAGAUCGCACAGGCCUGUGCAGACAAUGCGCUCUCAGGCCUUGUUGAGAUCCUGAUGGUUCACCCUCAGGCGGUGGCUUCCGUGCAGGGAGAGCUUUGGAAGGUUUGGCUGAGCGGCUUGCCGUGUCAGGAGGAUGAAUCCGAAGGUGAACGGAACCACAGAAGAUUGCUUGAGUUGAUCCAGCAGGAGAAACCGGAAGUCGUUGGCGAAGGAGGUCAGAACGUCCCAAAGCUGUUCGGGGUCCUCGUGGAUGUGUACAAAACGGACAUGGCCGACGAGGAAACUUCGAAGGGCAUUGGCCUUUUCGCCUUGAGGCUUGGGGAGAGCAAACUGGAAGCCUUUGCUGCCCAGUUCAGCCAGAGACGCCAGUGA
This is a messenger RNA of Durusdinium trenchii, 3372 nucleotides long. Lineage: Eukaryota; Dinophyceae; Suessiales; Symbiodiniaceae. The record is from the annotation of a GenBank genome assembly.